Rangifer tarandus platyrhynchus (Svalbard reindeer) is the source of this 1416-nucleotide messenger RNA. The record is from the annotation of a GenBank genome assembly. Lineage: Eukaryota; Metazoa; Chordata; Mammalia; Artiodactyla; Cervidae.
AUGGCGACGCGCUCGUGCCGGGAGAAGGCGCAGAAGCUGAACGAGCAGCACCAGCUCAUCCUGUCCAAGCUGCUGAGGGAGGAGGACAACAAGUACUGCGCCGACUGCGAGGCCAAAGGUCCUCGAUGGGCUUCCUGGAAUAUUGGUGUGUUUAUUUGCAUCAGAUGUGCUGGCAUCCAUAGGAAUCUUGGGGUUCAUAUAUCCAGGGUCAAGUCAGUCAACCUAGACCAAUGGACGCCAGAACAGAUCCAGUGCAUGCAAGAUAUGGGAAAUACUAAAGCAAGACUACUAUAUGAAGCCAAUCUUCCAGAGAACUUUCGAAGACCACAGACAGAUCAAGCAGUGGAAUUUUUCAUCAGAGAUAAAUAUGAAAAGAAGAAAUACUACGAUAAAAAUGCUAUAGCUAUUACAAAUAUUGCCUCCUCUGAUGCUCCUCUUCAGCCUUUGGUAUCCUCUCCUUCUCUACAAGCUGCUGUUGAGAAAAACAAAUUGGAGAAAGAAAAGGAAAAAAAAAAGGAAGAGAGAAAGAAAGAAAAGGAGCCAGAAAAGCCUACAAAACCUCUUACAACCGAAAAGCUGCAGAAGAAAGAAGAUCAGCAAUUGGAACCUAAAAAAAGUACCAGCCCUAAGAAAGCUGCAGAGCCCACUGUUGACCUUUUGGGACUCGAUGGGCCUGCCGAGGCGCCAGUGACCAAUGGGAGCGCAGUCGCGGGGCCAGCCCUGAACGAUGACCUGGACAUCUUUGGACCGAUGGUCUCUAACCCGUUACCUGCCACUGUCAUGCCCCCAGCUCAGGGGACGUCCUCCGCACCAGCAGCUGCCACUCUGUCUGCAGUGACAUCUGGGGAUCUGGAUCUGUUCACGGAGCAAGCUGCAAAGUCAGAAGAGGUGGCCAAGAAGCAGCUCUCCAAAGACUCCAUCUUGUCUCUGUAUGGCGCCGGGGCCAUCCAGCAGCAGAGUGCUCCUGGUGUGUUUAUGGGACCCACGAAUCUACCGUUUACCUCACAAACACCGGCUGCGUUUCCAGGCUUCCCGUCCAUGGGUGUGCCUGUGCCCGCGGCACCCGGCCUGGUGGGCAGCUCGCUGGGGCCGAGCGCGGGCAUGAUGGUGGGCGUGCCGGUGCCCAACGGCUUCAUGGGCAGCACGCAGACUGCUGUAAUGCCACUCGCGCAGGGCAUGGUCGGGCCCCCAGGGAUGGUCGCGCACAUGGGCGCAGCCCAGGGGAAAUUUGGCCUGCAGCCAGCUCCGCAGAGCCCGUGGAACCUCCCCCAGGUGAACCAGCAGAUGGCUGGCCUGAGCCUGGGUGGCGUGGCAUCGGCAGCGGGCUUCGGGCCGUCGCCCAGCACCUCGGCGGGGGCCGCGGGGUGGUCCGGGAGCUCGUCGGGGCAGACGCUCAGCACGCAGCUGUGGAAGUGA